GCUUUGAGCCGUCCCACUCUCUCCAUGCUACUAUUGUCUACCAGGAGAGCGGGCUAUUUGCAAAAUAAAGGUGUCGCCUGCCUCGGCUUCAGCCUGAUACAUAUACACGUGAGCGGAGCUGGUUUGUAAAGCGGAGCAGCGGGGAGAGGAGCGGGCUUUAGCGGCUCGAUCAGCGGCAGUUCUCGCUCUGUUUUCUCCCUCACGGAGCCGCAGCUCCUCGGCGGUCGGAUGCUGGGAGUCUUCGCCGAGCAGGGAGCGUGCAGGGCCGGCAGAGAAAGGAGCAGGGACGCGGAAGGAAAGAAGGAAGGAGAGGGCAGCGGCAUUUUAAUACCAAAUCAGGACACAUGUUGAGCUAACGGCCCCUCCACCCCCUCCUCCUCCUCCUCUUCCCCUCCUCCUCCUCCCGAAUGCAUUUGUUGCUUCAAUCGCUUUCCCGUUUCUAAUUACUGCGCGUUCAGGAUCAAACCAGCGGAGCUCCUCUCCUGGCCUCUGCGGGCUGCGAGGAUCCCCUCACCGCUGCUGCUGCUGCUGCGAGGACCAUCAUGGAUCUCAGUAAGAUUGCUGUCAGCAUCAAUAAGGCCAUCAACACACAGGAGAUCGCUGUCAAAGAGAAACAUGCCAGGACCUGCAUCUUGGGGACCCAUCAUGAAAAAGGUGCCCACACAUUCUGGGCUGCCAUCAACCGGCUCCCUCUCUCCAGCAACGCGGUGCUCUGCUGGAAGUUCUGCCACGUCUUCCACAAGCUGCUGCGAGACGGACAUCCAAACGUGAUUAAGGACUCCAUGAGGAACAAGGCUGAUUUAACAGAUAUGAGCAGGAUGUGGGGUCACCUGAGCGAAGGCUACGGGAAGCUCUGCAGCAUCUACCUCAAACUGCUCAUCACCAAAAUGGAGUUUCACAUCAAAAACCCUCGCUUCCCCGGCAACCUGCAGAUGUCCAACAGGCAGCUUGACGAGGCGGGAGAGAACGACGUGAACAACUUCUUUCAGUUGACCGUAGAGAUGUUUGACUAUCUGGAGUGUGAGCUCAACCUCUUCCUCAGUGUAUUCAGCUCUCUUGACAUGUCCCGGUCGGUGUCGGUGACGGCAGCCGGUCAGUGUCGCCUGGCUCCCCUCAUCCAAGUCAUCCUGGACUCCAGCCACCUGUAUGACUACACCGUGAAGCUGCUGUUUAAGCUGCACUCUUGCCUUCCAGCAGACACUCUCCAGGGCCACAGAGAUCGCUUCCAGGAGCAGUUUAAAAAGUUAAAGAGUCUGUUCUAUCGCUCCAGUAACUUGCAGUAUUUCAAGAGGCUCAUUCAGAUCCCACAGUUGCCUGAGAACCCUCCCAACUUCCUGCGCGCGUCAGCCCUGUCGGAGCACAUCAGCCCCGUGGUCGUGAUCCCCGCUGAGUCGUCAUCCCCCGAGUCGGAGCACAUGGUGGAGACGGACGACCUGGUGGACACAGAUGUCCCCUCACUGCCGGUUGCCGUGGAGACAAAGUUUGACGACUUGUUUGGCACCUCGGCGUCCAGUGACCCGUUCAACUUCAACAGUCAGAACGGGAUGCGCAAAGACGACAAAGAUCGCCUGAUUGAACAGUUGACGAGGGAGAUCCAGGCGCUCAAAGACGAGCUGGAGUCUUUCAGAGUGGAGAGCGGACGGUUGUGUCAGGUGCUGAGGGGGCGUGUCAGCGAGCUGGAGGCGGAGCUAGCCGAGCAGAGCCACCUGAGGCUGCAGGCUAUGGGGGAGUGCGAGUUCCUAAAGGCCGAGCUGGACGACCUGAGGAGGGUCAGAGAGGACACGGAGAAGGAGCAGCGAAGCCUGACGGAGAUAGAGAAAAAAGCUCAGGCCAACGAACAACGCUACACCAAACUGAAGGAGAAGUACACAGAGCUGGUUCAGAGUCAUGCAGACCUGUUGAGGAAGAACGCAGAGGUGACCCGGCAGAUGACGGUGGCUCAGAUGGCACAGGAUGAGGUGGAGGUGGUGAGGAAAGAGAUGCAGGAGAAUGUGAAAGCAGCUCAGGAGUCUGCAGAAAGACAGGAGAGGGACCAGCUGGAGCAGCUCCAGGAGCUCCAGAGAGAGCUGGUGUCCAGACGCACGGAGCUGGACUCCCUGAAGACCACCAUGGUUUCUUCACAACAGUCGAGCGAGGUGCUCAGCACGCAGCUGACCGCCCUGCAGUCCGAGAAGGCCGAGCUGGUGCAGUCCCUGUCCAAGGUGGAGGUGGAGCUGGCGGCCCAGGGAGAGGAGCUAGAGCGGGUCCAGAGCUCCCUGGCGACAGAGCGGGAGAGCGGGGUGAAGACUGCGGAGGCCCUGCAGAAUCAGCUCAAUGAGAAGGAGAGCCGGGAGCAGGCGCUGGAGAGUCAGCUGGUCGCAGCUCGCUGGUCCAGCCUGCAGGGAGCUGUGGAGGAGGCGGAGAAGAUCAUCCAGGACUCGCUGGCUCAGAUUCAGGACCCGGCACACAUCAGCUGCACCAGCUCUGCAGAUUAUCUAGCAUCCAGAUGUCAGGCCUCUUUAGAUUGCAUGGAUCGACUCCAUUCAGCCAGCAAGGCCUUCACAGCAGACGACACAGAUGUAUCUGAGUUGCUGCGAGUGGUGACCCAGUGUGGCCACCUGGUGGGAGACACCAUCGUUCAGGGCAGUGCCACCUCCCACAUGGUGCAAGUGGAGCAGGCUGAUGCCCUGUCGGAGAGCGUGAAGACGUGUGGCUCCGAGGCUCUGGCUCUGCUGGGACAGAUGAAGCAGCGCGACAGCCUGGCUGCAGCCGACGGCAGCAGACUGAAGGCUGCUCUGGAGGCCCUCCUGGCCACCGCAGAGAAACUGCGUCCUCGGGGCUUGGAGCUGCAGCAGGGGGAGCUGGGAGAUCUCGUGGAGAAGGAGAUGGCCUCCACUUCUGCUGCUGUGGAGUCAGCUGCUGCUAGGAUAGAGGAAAUGCUCAACAAGUCUCGAGCAGUUGAUACAGGAAUCAAGAUGGAGGUCAACGAGAGGAUCUUGGCCUCGUGCACAGAACUGAUGCAGGCGAUCAAGGAGCUCGUUCUUUCUUCCAAACACCUGCAAAGGGACAUCGUGGAGGGCGGAAGGGGGGCAGCCUCCAUGAAGGAAUUUUAUGCCAAGAACUCCCGCUGGACCGAGGGUCUGAUCUCUGCCUCCAAAGCAGUGGGAUGGGGCGCCACAGUCAUGGUGGACGCUGCUGAUCUGGUGGUGCAGGGCAAAGGGAAGUUCGAGGAGUUGAUGGUGUGUUCACACGAAAUAGCUGCCAGCACUGCACAGCUGGUGGCUGCUUCCAAGGUGAAAGCAGACAAAGACAGCACCAACCUGCACCGUCUGCAGCACGCGUCCCGCGGCGUCACACAGGCCACCGCAGCCGUCGUGGCCUCCACCAAGUCUGGGAAGUCUCAGAUUGAAGAAAAAGACACGAUGGAUUUCUCCAGCAUGACACUCACACAGAUCAAACGACAGGAGAUGGAUGCACAGGUCCUGGUCCUGGAGCUGGAGACUCGUCUGCAGAAGGAGCGAGAGCGUCUCGGUGUUCUGAGGAAGAAGCAUUACGAGCUGGCCGGUGUAGCGGAGGGCUGGGGCGAGGUGGAGGAGGGCACAGGUUGAGACCAGUCACGUCCCGCCCCCUCGUCCCCUUCCUCGACCAUCAGACCGGCCUCUGUCUGCCUCUUUCUAUUUAUACACACUCUUCUCCCUCUCGUUCUCCAUUGUUUCCUUCUCUCGUUCCUGUUUGUUUGUUCUCUAAGCCAAAUGAAAAGGUGCUUCUUUGUAAAAAACUAAAAACAACUAAAAACUGCUUCUCCACCCAUGUCCGGAAGCUUCCAUUAAAGGACAGCACCAAGGGCUCAGCGGAGGAGGGGGACAUGGGAAGAAAUGUACUUCAGGAGUUGGGGGGUGGGGGGGAGAAAAGCCUACAGUGCAGCCCGACUUCACAGCCUCAUGUUCCCCCCUCCCCUCCCCAAGACAGAGGCGAGCAGUGAUUGAGCUGAUCGCCUCGGCCGAGUAUUUAUUGUCUUCUUUUUUAUUUCUUCUCCUCCCCCCCCCCCCUCCCCCGGUUUGUACUACCAAGGAGUCGCAGCAGAGGCGACACGAGCACAAGCGUCAACUCAAGACGUCCCAGGAUGCACUGCACAAGCUCUGGGGCAGAGAGAAGGGGCAGAUCGGUGACUGUGUGCGCCCCCCCCCCCCCUCCCCAGCCCCCAGAGCCAUGUCUCUGUGUAACAUAGAUGGCACACAUGCUAUCCUUUUUUCUCUUCCUCCCUCGUUCCUUCCCCGUUCUUUCCUCUCACACUGUGAGUUAUCACCUUGUUAAGUCCGUACCGCUUCGCGAGCAGGUUCAAUGGACUUUCUGCCUUUUCACCACCUCACCAUUGUGACGACCGUGACUGUUAACCUGAACGCACCCCUCCUUCAUUUUUUUUUUAGUUUUUUAGUUUCUUCAUAUUUUAGCAGACGCCUACCCGGAAACUCUUUUAAAACAAGAACAGGGAAAAGUAGCACACGUAACAGUCUUCUCCCUGUGACCUUCUCACACUGCAAACUACCUCAUGCUACAUCAUCAGAGGUCCGAGGCAGCAGCUGUGCAUCAUGGGGAGGUCAAAUCAUUUCCUCUUUCCCCAGUUUUUAGUCACGACCACAGAGAAUUUCAACACAAUUGGUUCUGGACUUUCUCCGGAGUUUGCCUUUGACACAUGAAAGAUGCAGCAGGAGAUGCUCUGUUCAGACGCGUCCACAACAACACAGAAAUCUCAAGAGGGGUGGGGGGGGUGCAGCAGGUAACUUAAACAUUCUGUUGCGGAGAUCUGCCUUGCCUCUAUGUCUUCUAUGUGUAUGGCACCGCUUUUUCAUCCUGAGAUAUUUGUAUCCCCCCUUUUUCCAUUUUUGCAUCUAUGGCGUGUUCGAAAUGUCAUCAACACUCCCACCCGGCUCGCGGUGAACCCUCCGGAGGACUUCCUGCUGUUUGGGUGGGCCCAUUGGAACAUUCUCUCCUAUUUUAACUAUAGGACAGAAACAGUGAAUGUCAAGAGCCUCUCACUCUGACAUUUGCAUUCUCACAUACUGCCCCUCCGGAGCUCUCGUGAAGGAGAGCAGUGGGAGGAAACCCUCUUUUUUUUGUAUAUAUAUAUAGAAAAAAAGCAACAACACUAGUCAUAAAGUUUUUAUUUCUUCCAGUCUGGCAGCGAAAGCAACGUUUUCAGAAUAAAUUGGAGACCUGUUCUUGGUGCAUAUUUUUAGUCAAGCGGAGCCACGACGACGCUGUCACAGCAGCCGCUGCGGCUCUGGAGGCGGAGCUGGGAUCCAGUCACUUAUAAUGAACUGGGAACAGCGUCGUCUCUUGACAGAUGGCGAGUAUCUGCCCCUCCUUGAGACGUCACGACCCCGCCAGCAGGACGGCCGUGCUCCCGGUGAGGAUGAUAAUCCUUUUAGGUUCUGCAGGAGACGGGAAUGUCCGCCCACUCGUAAAUCUGCAGGAAGGGGCAAAUGUAAAUCUUUUAAAGUUUGACUGUUUCAAAUCAGAGUUGAAUGUGAGACUUUUAUGAAUUUGAGGCCACCCUGCUGCGCAAGCCUUUAUUAAUGAAAUGUUAAAGAUCGACCUGCCUCUUCGAAAAACCUGCAGGACUGAUGGCAGGCUGCAGUUUUAUAAAUCCUUCACUAAGGGCCUGCGUUGGCAGCACCACAGUGGACCCUGAAAAAUGCAGUGCACAGACUGCAGUGUUUCAACUUCCUCAAGACCAAGUAGCUGUGUAUAUAAACUAUGAGCCUUUAACUGUUGGAAAUAAUCUCUGGAUUUCUUUUCACGGCAUCUCUUCAAAUAAAGAUUCAGUUUAAUUGAAUACAUGAUGGUGCCCAACAACACCACACAUUAACUAAUAUAAGUCUUUACUUCUGCCGUACCAGGUUUUUAUUUAACUGAAUUUCCUACUGAGACUGAUGAACUGACUUUCAGUGGACUGUGAGAAGACUGAUCAUGCCUUUGUGUAAAAACACCAUGAGAUGACCAGGCAUCCGUUUGAACCCGACCCCUUAUUUCUAUCUUUCUGUUGGAUAAUGAUUCUCUUGGACUCUUUGUCUUUCUCUGUGUCUUACCAUACGUAGCUCUGAAACGCUGCUUUAGCUGUGUAGCUCUAAAAAGUUGUGACACUGGGUAUUUCACAGACACUGGUCAAAUAGUAUCUGCAAAUAAUUCUUAAAAACACAGAAGAAAGGGUUUAAACAGCUUGGAAAACAGAUGGUUGAAUUACCCCCCCAAAAAUGUCAUGGCCCGACUGAUUUUUUUUUUUAAGUUGAAUCUUUAGAUGUCUUUAUCAAACGUAAAACCCAAAACUUUAUUAUAAAUAACCAUAAAUAAAGAGAACAUGUGAACAUUCAAACAUGCAAAACUAUUUUUUUUACAUAAAAUAUCUAUAAAUGCGCAUCUCUUCUACAUUGUUUAUUCUGUAAAAUCUAAGUUUGGAUAUCGGCAAAGACAAAUGUCAAUAUCAAUUUAUCAAUCAACUGAUAAAUUGGUCGGGCUCUAAUUCUUAUUAUUAGACAUUUUGAAGUAUUUUUCCCAUGUGACCCCCCCCGACCCCCCUCCCAUCUGCUGCCCCAACCUGUUUCAAACAAGCUCAAGUAUUGUUUGCAGUACUGCUAGCUCCAGGUCUUUGUAUGUAACAAUGAUUUUAGCUGUGUUCUGUCCUUUCUCCCACACACAAGCUAAACAGUAGCUAAUUUCAUCAGAUACAUCUGGAAUAUAAAACAAAUUAUAACACCACAGAAGAAGGAUUCCUCCGCUUCUGAUGGUGUCUUGGAAGAUGAAUGCACCUUGAGUGAUGUGUAGUUGUAUUUUUCUUGACCAGAUAUUCUUUAUUAACCUCCCUCUCUCUGUCUGUGUCCCCUCUCUUCUCUCGGGUCUGUGUCUGUAGUCCUACCAGGUCAGCCAGCCUUUUCAAACUGCCUCACACUGUAGUCAAAGAGAAAACAAAUACUCACAUAGCAACAGUGGAAUAUGUCUUUGUAUGAUAUACUAAAACUUUGUUGGUGGGUUUGUUUUUAUUUUUUCAGUUUUUGAAAAUAAAUAUUGCAACUCGUUAAUACGGA
Molecule: messenger RNA, 7061 nt
Organism: Platichthys flesus (European flounder)
Lineage: Eukaryota; Metazoa; Chordata; Actinopteri; Pleuronectiformes; Pleuronectidae
Gene: hip1
Product: huntingtin interacting protein 1
Exons: 31
Coding region: 543-3587 (1014 amino acids)
Biological process (GO): clathrin coat assembly; endocytosis; actin filament organization
Cellular component (GO): actin cortical patch; presynapse; extrinsic component of postsynaptic membrane
Molecular function (GO): phosphatidylinositol-3,4-bisphosphate binding; clathrin-cargo adaptor activity; clathrin light chain binding
Source: RefSeq, a predicted model, not a curated record